AAAUUUUCAUAAACAAAAAACAAAAACUCAUCAAAACAUAACAAAAAACAAAAAUGCAAAAUCAACAACAGAACGAAGAAACUUCUUCAACAAUGGACUCAUUUUUGUGUCCAAGUUUCAGUACUUAUUCUUCAAAUAACAUAAACGACGUCGUUCAAAAAGUCACUAAUGAAAACGACACUUCAAACACUCAAAACGACAACGACGAUUUCGAAUUCGUCGCUUUUCACAAUCACCGCCGCAACGACGUUUUCCCGAUCUUCAACCACGACGGCAACGAGAGAAGAAACUCUGACGCGGCGGAGAUUUCUAAUUCAUUGAAGAAAUUACUGAUCGGAGAUGAGAAACAACGAAAUCAUGACGGCGGCGGAAGAAGAAGAAACUCUGAUGUGGCGGAGAUUUCGAAUUCGUUGAAGAAACUGUUUAUCGGAAAUGAGAAAGAGGAACGGAACCGUGUACCUUCGUCAGAGUUGGAAGACGAUCUGGAUUCGAUUCCAGCGGAGACGUAUUGUUUGUGGACACCGAAUUCAUCUCCGAUGAAUUCUCCGAAAUCGCCGAUUACUUCUCCGGUGGCCUCACCAAUGAAUUCUCUCUGCAAGUGCAAGAAAAGCAAUUCAACUGGUUCAUCUUCGAGUUCUUCAUCAUCUUCUCGAUGGAAGUUUCUGAGCUUACUCCGGCGAAGCAAAAGCGACGGAAAAGAGUCUUUGAAUUUAUUAACUCCGGUGAAAAAGGAGAAUUUAAAGAAGCUGAAUAGUGGUGAAAAAAACGUUGCCGGAAAAAAGAUUCCGGUAACGGAGAAGAAAACUCCGGCGACAGUGUCGGCGAUGGAAGUGUUUUAUAGAAGAAAGAAAGAGUCGAGGGUAAAAUCGUAUUUACCAUAUAAGAAAGAGUUAAUUGGGUUUAGUGUUGGUUUUAAUGCUAAUAUUGGAAGAGGUUUUCCUCUUCAUGUUUGAUUAAUUAUUAAAUCUGAUUUGUAACUAUUCCUAGAUUAGGACUAUAGGUUAAUUUUGAGGUUUUAAUUUGUAAUAUAAUUUAAGUUUUGGAGUAGGAAAAAGUUUGAAUAGUUUUAUUUUUGGAUUUUGAUAUUAGAUUUUUAGUAAAUUCUAUGAUGUUUAAGUGAGACAAAUUUUGUAUUAUGUUGUUUCUACCAUUGAAUCUAAUAUAAUAUGAUGAGUCUUAUCGAA
Messenger RNA from Medicago truncatula (barrel medic), 1184 nucleotides. RefSeq lists its product as uncharacterized. The record is from RefSeq and is a predicted model, not a curated record. The transcript has a single exon. Lineage: Eukaryota; Viridiplantae; Streptophyta; Magnoliopsida; Fabales; Fabaceae. The coding region runs from base 54 to 953 and encodes 299 amino acids.